This is a messenger RNA of Colletotrichum gloeosporioides, 3183 nucleotides long. RefSeq names its product Transcriptional activator ARO80. The transcript has 3 exons. Lineage: Eukaryota; Fungi; Ascomycota; Sordariomycetes; Glomerellales; Glomerellaceae. Gene Ontology annotation, biological process: positive regulation of transcription by RNA polymerase II; aromatic amino acid catabolic process. The record is from RefSeq and is a predicted model, not a curated record. The coding region runs from base 1 to 3183 and encodes 1060 amino acids. Gene Ontology annotation, molecular function: DNA-binding transcription factor activity, RNA polymerase II-specific; zinc ion binding. Gene Ontology annotation, cellular component: nucleus.
AUGGCCCAAUACCCAGCCCAGACAGCAUCCAGCCUGAGCCCGACUGUAUCUUCUGCUCCUUCAACAAACGCUGCCGCUGCUGCCCCAUCCGCGCCGACAGCAACCGCUGCCUCCCAGCCUGCUGCACCCCAACACAAACGCGUUUACCAGGCCUGUAUUCCGUGUCGCCGUAGAAAGGUCCGUUGCGAUUUGGGAAGCGUCGACAACCCCCACGAUCCGCCCUGCGUGCGAUGCCGACGCGAGAGCAAAGAAUGCUACUUCAGCGCGACCCGACGAAAGCGCAAGACGGAAGACGGUGCCGACGAACCUGAAGACAUUGACGAAUACACCAUCCGCAAUGGCCGUAAGCGCCUCCACGUCGAAGACAGCCCCCCGGUCGCCAUCGACCGCCGACUCUAUAGCGAAGUUCCCUUGACCCCCGGCGGUUCCAUCGGCCGAAACCAACCCCUCCGUCGACCGACCGACCCCGGCAUCCCCUCUGGCUCGCGCGGCGCUGUUACCCCGAGCACCGUCAGCCAGGCCGAUAGCACGCGCCGCGCAGAGUUUGGCACCUUCGAGGACGAGCCCAACGCCCAUCUCGAGAACGCGGAGGCCCAAGACCUCAUGCGCCCCGGCGUAUACGGACCCCACGAUGCUUUGGACCUGCUGUAUAAGGCGGCCACGGAUAGGUCAGUCCAGCUCCGCCAGUCCCAAGACGCGGCUGCUUACCCUCUCCCGGCUCACAGCCCCGUGACGAACCACAAGCGCCACGAGAGUGUCGCAUCUAUACCGGCCCUGCCUCCACAGCCCAUGAUUGUGACUCCGGGCGCGACCAUGAAGCCUGCGAGCGCCGGCCGUCCCUCUGUGUCAACCAAGCCGGAGCCCCCAAUCAUCGACCCCGAGCUGACGAAGCGGGAUCUCUCUGGGGAACCUGGAUACCAAGAUGCCAUCAAGGCUUGGGGCAGAUUCAGGUUCGUCAGGGCUGGCUGGUUCUCUGCGCAGGAGGCCAUUGACUACAUCGACUACUACUACGAAUAUCUUUCCCCGCUAACACCCAUCUCGCCACCGACAUUCCGAAACCCUGCGUCGCAUCUUACUCUUCUCACGGAGGAGCCGAUUCUCACAAUCACCCUCCUCACCAUUUCAUCUAGAUAUCGAAAGAUCCCGGGAACUGGUGGACAUUGCCGGUCUCAUGCAAUCCAUGAACAGCUCUGGACCUAUCUGCGAGGGAUGAUUGAGAGGUGUCUUUGGGGCCAGGAGGCUUUCGGUGGCGGAUUUACGGCGGCAAUGGCUGGAGCUUCAUCCGUCAUAGAAGAUCAAACCAGCAGCACGGCACCUUGGCGUGGAAUGAGGAAGGGAAGUCUGCGGACGCUGGGAACUGUCGAGUCUCUCAUGAUCUUGACCGAGUGGCACCCCCGCGCGCUCCACUUUCCUCCUGCCGAGGCCAUCGACGAGCUCAUGCUCCCAUCAUAUGAGGGUAGUGAUUUGAUCAGCACCGAUGAGAACGGAAACCAGCGGCCUUCGGCCAAUAUUGGCGGCCGGAGACUUGACAGCUGGCUCGAACCUGCGUGGAGGAGUGACAGAAUGUGUUGGAUGCUUCUCAGCACCGCGAUGGGCCUUGCAUAUGAGCUCGGAGUGUUUGACGACAUUGAUGAGCUGCUUCGUGACGGCGCAAUCACCCGCCCUGAAUAUGAAGAGGAAACCUACAGGCAGCGCGCAAACCGCAUCAAGCGGCUGCUGUUGAUCUACUUGACCCAAUUGGCCGGCCGCCUUGGCUGGACGAGCAUGGUUCCAGAGGUCCUCCGCAAGAGCGACCCCGCCGUGACCCGUCGACGACCGACAUCGACUGAAGGCACAACACCCGGUACCAACCCAUCCUCCCUGUCCAAUGCUUUCAACUACAUCCCGGACCUGGAGCUUGACGAUCAGAUCAUCCACUGCUGGGCCGGUAUCAGCAAUGCCAUGCACAUCGGCAAUGAAAAGUUCUUCAGGUCAAGGAAGCACACGACCGACAUCAUCCAGAGCGGCAAGUAUACCGAGCUUCUGAAGGAUUUCCAACCUCUUCUGCAAGAUUGGUGGAAGGAGUUUGAGCGGUACAGGCUGCCGCCGUACAUCAGACAUAUCCUGACCAUCGAGUACGAGUAUGUGCGCAUCUAUGUCAACUCGCUGUCUUUGCAGGCAGUCGUCGAGCGGUGCACCAACAAUGCUGGAAAUACUGCGCACGCCGGGCACGGCGCGCACGGCAAUCAUAACGCAGGGAGCGCUGCACAACUCUCGCCUCAGACUCAAAACUACUUUGGAAAGCUGCCUCUGGGCCAGUUGGGUGGCUUUGGUGCGACUGAUCAGGAAUACAUCAAAGAAGUCAUCAGCGGUAGCCGCAACCUUCUCAGAACGGUGGUGGAGGGGCUUCUCCCAGGAGAGUACCUCAAGCACGCUCCCGUGCGGACAUACUUCCGCAUCAUCAGCGGCGCUAUGUUCCUGCUCAAGACCUUCGCUCUUGGUGCGCCGCGGUCUGAUGUCAAAAUGAGCAUUGACUUGAUGGACCAGACUGUCGAGGCCCUCCGCAACUGCGUCGUUGACGAUGUUCAUUUGGGCAUUCGCUUUGCCGACUUGCUUGAGUCUUUGACCCGUCGUCUUCGCAACCGGUUCAUCCAGGCGCCUACUCUAGGUCACGCAUCCGCGGAUGGAAGAAGCCCGGAUCCCCAUGGCGUCACUGAUGGCACCGGUGCUGCGGAUGGGCAGAUGGCUAACGGCGUCAACGGCCAGACCUGGUCCAACCACGCAACGAAACUACGGAAUGGACUCAACCCGCACGAAGACCCGAACGCCAUAUCCGCAACACCCUUCGACCUCACCACAGGCAACUUUCCCUACCCGUCCGGUGCCGCCUCUGUUCUGGGUCCUUCUACACCGGCGCCUCACCCCGAAAACACCAGCAACAACACGAACACGAACAACACCAACAACACAGCAGGCUCCACGACCGGCAUGGACAACCUCUUCGACUCGACAGACUGGAGCAACCCCAGCAACGAGAUGUGGUAUCUGCCCACGGGCCCUGCCUUUUUCCAGAACAUGGACAACACCGCCGUGGCCAUGACGGCCGAGGGCGUAAACGUCGGAGGCCUCGACCUCCUUGAGUACAUGGCCAUGGAUAAUUUCAAUGUCAUGGACGGCACGAACGGCGCGCCAUCAUACCCCUGA